AUGAAAGUCGCGUGUCUCCAGUUUGCCCCGGAAGUGGGAAAGGUCCAGGAGAACAUAGCCAAAGCGGAUAGCAUACUACUCGAAGCUCAACUGCCUUUCGACAUUGACUGGCUCGUCCUUCCAGAGCUCGCCUUUACAGGCUACAACUUCUUCACACUCGAAGAGAUCAAACCAUUCCUAGAACCCACAACAUCCGGAACAAGCACACAAUGGGCCAUUCAGGCUGCCCGCCACUACAACUGCCAUGUAACAGUCGGCUAUCCCGAAGUCACAACCGCAACACCGACCCAGCCCUCGACACAAUACAAUUCCACCGUUACCAUCUCUCCUGCCGGCGUCAUCCUAAACAACUACCGCAAGUCCUUCCUCUACUACACCGAUGAAACAUGGGCCACCGAAGGCCCCGGAUCAAACGAGCACAAGCUCGCCAACCCCGCCUCCCCGGACAGCCCCUUCUUCUCUGGUCCACUGGGUGACCUGGGCAACGUGACGCUGGGUAUCUGCAUGGAUAUCAACCCGUACAAGUUCACCGCGCCGUGGGAUGCGUACGAGUUCGCAUCCACAGCGCUGUCGAACAAGACCAACCUCCUAUGCGUCUCGAUGGCGUGGCUAUGCCAUCUUACGCCCGAGGAACUCAUGCGCGACUCUAGUCAGCCGGAUGUUGCGACUAUUGCAUAUUGGGUGGAGAGGUUUCAGCCGAUCGUUGAGGCGAAGCUGGAGGACCCGGUCUAUGUGGUCAUGGCGAAUCGGAGUGGUAUGGAGAAGGGCGUGUGCUAUGCGGGGAGUAGCACUGUGAUCAAGAUUGAUAAGGGCGUGGUGAGUCUCUUUGAGACCGCCGGCAAGAGUGAUGAGAGGUGUUUGGUGGUAGACUUGACUGAACGGCCGAAGUUCCAGGUGCGGAGCGGGAAGUAG
Molecule: messenger RNA, 912 nt
Organism: Didymella exigua CBS 183.55
Lineage: Eukaryota; Fungi; Ascomycota; Dothideomycetes; Pleosporales; Didymellaceae
Product: carbon-nitrogen hydrolase
Exons: 2
Coding region: 1-912 (303 amino acids)
Biological process (GO): protein catabolic process
Molecular function (GO): protein-N-terminal asparagine amidohydrolase activity; protein-N-terminal glutamine amidohydrolase activity
Source: RefSeq, a predicted model, not a curated record